AUGAACCGAUUCCCCAUAGAACGAUCAUUUCCCACUUUCAGGAAUGUGUUUGCAUCCAGGAGUUCUGGAUCUGGGGCAUGGGGAGAUUCCUUGGUUCCUGGGGAAGCAGGAGGAGUUUGCUGGGGGGAGCUGGGGGUCCUGUGCUGGUGGGCUGUGGUGCAGCUGGAGCAGAUCAACCCCCUGCCCAGGGGCCAGAGGGGCAGGGCUGUCCCUGUGCUGCCCCGUGCUCAGCUCCGGGCACUGCCCUGGGCUCCCAGGGCUCUGCUGUACCUGCAGGAGCUGGCGGAGGAGCUGAUGUCUGUGUGCCAGCCCCCUGCUCCCACCGAGGAGGCCCCGGAGCCAGAGCCCGAGUGUGUCCAGGGGAAGCACCGGAGCCGGAGGAGAAAGGAGGAGGACACGGACAGCGACGACCCCGCGCGAGACGCCGACUUCGUGCCCUCGCAGGAGGUGCUGCAGGCCGAGGAGGAGGAGGAGGAGGGCAGUGAUGUGAUGCUCAGCGAGGCCUCGGAGCCAGAGCUGGAGGCGCCCCGAGGGCACGGCGGGAGGACGGCGGCCACAGGGAGAUCCAAGCCCCCGUGCCGAGGCCUCGCUCCCAACGGCUUCCCCAACUCCAUCAUGGCCCCAGUGGAAAAGAGCUCCAGCCUCACCUGCAGCCUGCGGGAGCAGAAGCACUCGCAGUGGGAGUUCCCAGACUGGAUCCCAAUGGCACACAGGUGGACGUGUCUCUCUGACAGUGAGGCUGCCCCGUACCUGCCAGCAGAGGAGAAGUCUCCCCUCUUCUCCAUCCAACGUGAGGGCAUUGAGGACGACGGUGCCUUGUACAGGGUAAACAGAUUCAGCUCCCUGCAGCCCCACCCAGAGCGCCUGGACAUCUCCUUCUUUGUGGGUGGCCCGGUGUGGGCAAUGGAGUGGUGCCCGACUCCCGAGGGCUCGGCAGCCCCGCAGUAUGUGGCCGUGUCCUGCCACAGGAGCAUGGAGGAGACGCACAGCGUGGCCGGGCUGCACACGGGCCCCGCACUCCUGCAGCUCUGGGGCCUGGGUGCGCUGCAGUUGGAGCAGGGCUCUCCUGACAAAGCCAGGCUGGCCUAUGCCAUCGCUGCCGACCACGGCUGCGUCUGGGACAUGAAGUUCUGCCCCAGCGGGGCCUGGGAGCCGCCUGCCACGGCCCGGACGCACCCACAGAUGAGCCGGCUGGGCCUGCUGGCUGCCGCCUUCUCAGACGGCAGGGUGGUGGUGUACGCCCUGCCGCACCCCGGGGCCCUGCACUGCGCCAAGACAACACAGGUAAAAGAUGGGCCCCUCCACAAGCACCUUAUCUGCAAGGUGCAGUGCAUUGCCACGCUCCAGGUGGGCUCCAUCCAGGCAGGGAACGCAUCCGAGUGCGGGCAGUGCUUCAGCCUCUCCUGGAUGCCCUCCAAGCCCCACCAUCAUUUGGCAGCGGGGUUUUAUGACGGCACCGUGGCCAUCUGGAACCUGCUCACCAAGUCCCUGCUGCAAUGUGUGCACCAGCCCGAUGCCUCCCUCAAGCUCUACCCUUUCCAGUGCUUCCUGGCCCACGACCACGCGGUCCGGAGCAUCGAGUGGUGCAAGGCCGACAACAACUUCCUGGUCACGGCAGGCAGUGACCGCAAGAUCAAGUUCUGGGACCUGCGGCGACUCUACGAGCCCAUCAACAGCAUCAAGAGGUUCCUGAGCACUGAGGUGGCCUGGCUGCUGCCCUACAAUGGCAUCACUGUGGCCCAGGACAACUGCUAUGCCUCGUAUGGGCUCUGCGGGAUCCACUACAUCGACGCCGGGUACCUGGGUUUCAAGGCCUAUUUCGUGGCCCCUCGCAAGGGCACUGUGUGGAGCAUCUCUGGCUCAGACUGGCUGAACACGGUGGCUGCGGGUGACAUCACCGGCGAGCUGGUGGCUGCGGUGCUGCCUGACCUGGCCAUCAACCCCCUAAACGUCAAGCGCUCCUUGGACCGCAGAUUUCCAGUGUACAAAGCCGACCUGCUGCCCUGCAGCCCUGCCGGGCCCAAGAGCACUGAGCAGGCACUGCCCAGGACCCGGUGCUACAGUGAGAUGGUGGCCAGGAGCUACAUCCAAUUCCAGGACACGGACCUGCGCAGCUUCCAGAACUUUGCGAGCCGGGAGCCCAUGCGCAGGAUGCACACGCAGGAGGUGAAGGCAGAGCUGAGCCUCGACCGCCUGCAGCUGGAGGCCCUGCACAAGGUGCGCUUCAGCCCCAACCUGGACUCGCAGGGCUGGCUGGUGUCGGGUGGGCAGGCGGGCAUCGUGCGGGCGCACUGCCUGGCAGGACUGGCCUCCGGUGUGGGCCGCCGGCUGCUCCCGGAGUGCCAGGCCCGCUUCGCUUCCCUCUACAGGAAUGUGUCUGGGAGCCCUGGCCCCCCCGAGUGCUCCCCAGUGCCGGCAGAGUAGGGGGGUUGGUCCCUCGUGCUGCUCACCCCAGGCAGGGCCUGGGGCCGCCUGUGCUGGCCAGGGACUGUGGCCCCUCUCGGUGCUGCCUUCCCGCUGGG
Manacus vitellinus (golden-collared manakin) is the source of this 2522-nucleotide messenger RNA. It is a transcript of the gene GTF3C2, whose product is annotated as general transcription factor IIIC subunit 2. Gene Ontology annotation, molecular function: protein binding. NCBI's taxonomy places the organism in Eukaryota, Metazoa, Chordata, Aves, Passeriformes, Pipridae. The transcript has 16 exons. Gene Ontology annotation, biological process: transcription by RNA polymerase III. The record is from RefSeq and is a predicted model, not a curated record. Bases 1 to 2424 code for a protein of 807 amino acids. Gene Ontology annotation, cellular component: transcription factor TFIIIC complex.